GGGCUCAGCUUGACCUCCGAGUUUGUCUUCAAUUUGGUUACACUCGACCGAGCAAACCAGACUCGUCAUUCACGUGUGGAACGUGGCACGCGCGAUGUCGCUUUGCAGGCUGAUAAACAGGUAGAUCCAAGGGCCGAAAAUCUAUCAUCUGCCCCUGGUUAUGUAAUGGCUUUCUCGCUCUAUCAACGCCACUCUAAAGCUUAUGUUCUCAUCACUCAAACCUUCGUUAUACAUCAUCUAAUUACUUCGCGACUGGCAGAGCACCCUUUUUGUACCUCCGACAUUACUCUUGGGAUGAAGUCAGUCGUUCAUGUCUUCGGUGUUGUUGGUCGGCAAGUUUGCGAGCGCCAAGUGGUCUUGACCUCGAUUCUUGAGGGGGUCUGUUUGACUUUGACCAUAUGCUAUUCGGUCUUAUUGCUCUUGUUCUCGCAUGCACAUCUCCCUGUUCAAGCUUCCUCAUUGCCACCUUCGUCGGCAUUCUCGUUGAGCAUCGUCAUCCCAGUCCUCCUCUAUCUCCUCCAAAAUCCCCGCCCAUGUCAACAGGAAUACGACCGUGUGUGGAUCGAGGGCUUCUACGUGAAGGAAGUGUUUCCAUGAGUGUGUAAUGUUAUUACCGGUGUUAGCGGGUGUUGCUGGGUAAGGGAGAGAUGUCGUUGGGACUGGAGGCAUUGAUGACGGAGUGCCGGUGGUCUGUGCGCUGGUGCAGGUCACCAGAUGCAAGGGAGGAACUGGCUUAGAGCUGUGCUAGCACAGCGUUAGCACC
This is a messenger RNA of Neurospora tetraspora, 763 nucleotides long. RefSeq lists its product as uncharacterized. The coding region runs from base 166 to 597 and encodes 143 amino acids. The record is from RefSeq and is a predicted model, not a curated record. The transcript has a single exon. NCBI's taxonomy places the organism in Eukaryota, Fungi, Ascomycota, Sordariomycetes, Sordariales, Sordariaceae.